AUGUCUAUCCAACUUACUCCUCUACCAAAAUCUCGACGAGGCUGGAAACCACGAUGUUAUAUUCCACCCACACUCCUCCUUCCUACGCUUCGCGUUGGACAGCAUCGCUUUGCAAGCUCACCGCCAUCCUCAGACCUGUAUAAACCUUAUUCUGAUAAGGACCAGAGAAUCGAGGAGGACUUGUUUCUGGUCGAGCUCAGGGUCAAGCGGAAAUUAAAGUGGAAAGAAGUCCAGCUGGGAUUUCUACAGCGCUACAAGAGGGCGUACAACAGUUCUACUCUUCAGAUGAGGCUUGUAAGGAUACAGAAAAGACCUGGAGACUCCCAUAAAAGUGGCACAUCCCAGAAUAUCGACAGUGUUUGA
Molecule: messenger RNA, 363 nt
Organism: Mytilinidion resinicola
Lineage: Eukaryota; Fungi; Ascomycota; Dothideomycetes; Mytilinidiales; Mytilinidiaceae
Exons: 1
Coding region: 1-363 (120 amino acids)
Source: RefSeq, a predicted model, not a curated record